Colletotrichum spaethianum is the source of this 1638-nucleotide messenger RNA. Its product is annotated as males-absent on the first protein. Gene Ontology annotation, biological process: regulation of DNA-templated transcription. The coding region runs from base 1 to 1638 and encodes 545 amino acids. Lineage: Eukaryota; Fungi; Ascomycota; Sordariomycetes; Glomerellales; Glomerellaceae. The transcript has 3 exons. The record is from RefSeq and is a predicted model, not a curated record. Gene Ontology annotation, molecular function: histone acetyltransferase activity.
AUGGCGCCGGUGAAGCGCAAGCGACCCCACGACGAGCCCGAACCACCUCCGCUCCCCACCGCUGCCGCCGCCGCAGUAGCACCCGCCGAGCCGACGACGCGUCGCGCAACGCGUCAAACUCCGAUCUUGCCCCCUCCGAUCCCGACCUCCGCCACCACCUCCCAACCGCAAUCGCAGCCUUUGGCCCCCGCCGCCGUCGCCGAGGAGAAGCUUCCCGGCGGACGACGUCCUUCGACUUCGAGACCACACCCCCCAACCAAGAUCUCCGAGACCCCAAUACCCAUACCGAAGCCCCCAUCCUCCUCGACGCACCCUCCUCCACACCAACCACCACCUGUCCAACCGACAAAUCAGCAGCCGUCAAGCUCGGCGCACCCAGAACCCCGCGUAACCCGUCAAAGACGUGAGAGCGCAGUCGACCCUCCCAAGAUGGCGGCCAAAGAGGCCAAGGAGAACGUCAGGCCCGUGACGCUCGUCGCGCCCAAAAUCACAUACCAAGCACCACAGACCCAACUCCACCGGACGGGCAGCCUCGUUCGACCUAGCCCUCCCACGGGCCAGCCGCCCAUCACACAGCACUUCCGACCCGUGUCGACCCGGCCGUACCACACCAUCCCCACCACCGUCACCGCCGUGCCCGUCCCCGUGCCCCGACCGUCAGCCCCGAGAACGACGGACAAAUCGGCCCCGCGGACCGACCGCAACAUCGACAAGGUGAUGCUCGGCAAUAUCUGCUUCCGCGCGUGGUACCCCUCGUACUACGGCAAGGAAGUCCUCGGCGACGCCGCGGGCGCGAAAGGCGGUGCUGGGAGCAAGAACCUGCACCACGACGUGGCCGGCGCGCACAACAGCAACAGCGGGGUCGGCGCCAAAAACACCCACCGAAAGGGCGCCGACGCGCCCAUACUCGACAGGCUGUACGUGUGUCCCGUGUGCUUCAAGUACUCGAAAGAGCUGGUGGCGUGGUGGGGUCACGUCCGCGUGUGCGAGCGUGCGGGGACGGUGCCGGGGAGGAAGGUCUACAUGCACCCGCGCGGGAGGAGGUUGGUGCGCAAAGAGAUUGCGCGGACGACGGGCAAGAAGACCAACGUCGCGCCAAAGUAUACGGAGGAGUACGUGACUGACGAGGGCGAGUGGAGCGUAUGGGAGGUGGAUGGGGAGCAGGACGUGCUCUUUUGCCAAAACCUCUCCCUCUUCGCCAAGCUUUUCCUCGACAACAAAUCCGUCUUCUUCGACGUCCGCGGCUUCAACUACUUCCUCCUCGUCUACACGCCGCCCCCGAAACCCAACAGCCCGGACCCCCCGCCGCGUCCGCACAUCGUCGGCUUCUUCUCCAAGGAGAAGAUGUCGUGGGACAACAACAACCUCGCCUGCAUCCUCGUGUUCCCGCCCUGGCAGCGCAAGGGUCUCGGCGCGCUGCUGAUGGGCGUGUCGUACGAGAUCUCGCGGCGCGAGGGCGUGCUGGGCGGGCCUGAGAAGCCCAUCUCCGAGCUGGGCCGCAAGGGCUACAAGCGGUUCUGGGGCGGCGAAGUGGCGCGGUGGUUGCUGAGUUGUCCGACGAACGGGAGGGGAGGGGCGGCGACGCCGACCCGGCGUUGUUGGUUGACCUCGAGGACUGCAGCCGGGCGACGUGGAUAG